Messenger RNA from Brettanomyces bruxellensis, 1443 nucleotides. RefSeq lists its product as uncharacterized. The record is from RefSeq and is a predicted model, not a curated record. The coding region runs from base 1 to 1443 and encodes 480 amino acids. The transcript has a single exon. Gene Ontology annotation, molecular function: membrane insertase activity. Gene Ontology annotation, biological process: mitochondrial respiratory chain complex IV assembly; protein insertion into mitochondrial inner membrane from matrix. Gene Ontology annotation, cellular component: mitochondrial inner membrane. Lineage: Eukaryota; Fungi; Ascomycota; Pichiomycetes; Pichiales; Pichiaceae.
AUGUUUAGCACGGUAAGAAUAGCAGCCCGCCGCGGCAUUUUACGGGGCGGAACUGUGGCUGUUUCGUCGGCACACAUGCCCCAACAGAUAUUUAUUGGAUUAAGAACACAGAGCACCGGAUUUCGAACACAAUUUGAGCUUCAGCACAAUUCUGUGAGGUAUGGAAGCACGUCGGCACAAGGGAUGUGGGACUCGAUAAAGGGGAUGUUUGGUCUAUCGUCGGGAAGUGGCAAUUCUGUGGGUGACGUGGCCGAGAAAGCAUCAGAUGCAGUUUCGCAAGCAGCAGAGCCAAUAACAUCGGCAUCGGGGCAAACAGUGGCGGAGAAAGUGGCAGAGAAGGCAUCAGAGACGGCUGCAAACGUGGUAGACGGCACAAAAGAGACAGUGGGCUCUGUUGACCCGUCGAGUGCCGCCAAUUCCAUUCCUUUCGACACUACUCUAGGAUUCGACACUCCAGAUGCAGUCGAAGCAGCUACAGAUGCAGCAUCACAGAUCAGCACGUCCCUGACGCCAGACCAGCUUGGAUACUUGCAUUCUGUGGGUUUGGUGGACGGCUGGUGGCCGAGUGACAUGUUUCAAGAGGCACUAGAACUUGUUCAUGUGUUCACAGGCAUGCCAUGGUGGUUGACCAUCAGUGUGACAACAAUUGCCAUCAGAGUGUUGAUUUUCCCGCUCUUUGUGCGGUCGUCGGACACGACGGCGAAGUCGCAGAAGAUUAUGCCGCUCACAAACAAGAUCCGGGGCGAAAUAAGCCAGGCUACCAGGCGUGGUGACCAGAGAAUGCAACAGAUAAAGACUUUCCAGUUGAAGGAGCUCAACAAGCGCUAUGGCAUACGAUACAGGGACAUGUUCAUAUCCCCAGUCGUGCAGAUGGCAUUUGCCAUGGGUGCCUUUUUCGGGGUUAGGGAGAUGGCCAAUCUUCCAAUCGACACUUUCAACACUGGAGGUGCACUUUGGUUCGCAGACCUAACAGCCGCCGACCCAUACGUUGGACUCCAAAUCAUCUCCGCCUGCCUUUAUGCGGGAUCCUUCUUGCUAGGCGGUGAAACCGCCAUGUCUCAGACCAGUGCCACGAUGAAGAAAGUGUUUGUCGUUCUGCCGUUUGCCUCGAUUCUCUUCACUUGGAACCUAUCAGCCGGUGUAAUGGUGUAUCUCACCGCCAACGGUGUGUGCUCCGUUAUCCAGUCCAGGCUUUUACGCUCUCCCGGAUUCAGAAAUUGGGCAAAGAUUGCUCCUCUCACCGCCAAAACCCAAACCAACCCGUUUGCUGCCACCCCGGGCGAAAAGAAGAAGGGGAUGUUCGACAAGAUGACACAAGGCUGGGAUGACAUGAAGAACAACUCGAAGGUUCGCGUGGAGAUGCAGGAGAAGGCUGAUCAGGCCACAAAACUGUUGAAGAAGCGGGCCCAGUCAUCCCGCGUGAUUAUCAAGAGGAGGAAGUGA